AAAAAGGAUUUCGCAGGAUUUAGAGAUGCAUAAAAAAUGGCUAAAAAUUGUCCUGUCAUGAUCUUGACGAUAAAUCAAGAGAUUGUGAAUAUCCUGAGUAAACAUAACCACUCCAUGGAAUAGUGAAUCAAACAAACAAUCUAUUAUUGAAUAUAUCUAAAACUGGCUACUAUGUUUUACACUCGAAAAUCACAAGAUUCACACUAACUAGAUGUUGUCUCCAUUCACUCAAUAUUUUGUAAGUAGUCUCAAUAGUUAGAUAAAGUAGAACUAGAAGUAUUCUACGCAUUGUAAGUAUAAUAAUGUUUUUAAAUCUCAUUUUAUUAAAUUAUUACAGGUGAUGGGUGCAUGAAUGUUAUCAUUAGUGGAGUUUCAUCACAAGCUAACAACGAUAACUUUUCUGAUGAUGAUGUCAUAGAAGUUGUUAGAGACGAAGCGCCUAUUGAAAUUCUUUCAGACGGGGAAGAGAGAGAACUCGAAAUGAUAAAAUCGCAACCUACAAGUGUCAUACAAGAUUUUCAUUUUACGUCAGUUCCCACGAUAGUUGAAACACACUCUGAAAAUAUACAACGUACUGAUGCAGCGGAUAUAGAGGAUCCUCUUCGAAAUAUUUCUCUUGAUGAGAAAACAGAUGUCACUAAUGUACACGCAAAUAAUUCCAAUUCCAUCGUGUUCGAACAACCUUCAGAUGCAGAUUUCAACACGAAUGAUAAUAACAUCCAAACAGAUGAUCAGACUGAUAAAAUUUCGGUAAUAAGCAGCACUUUGCAAAAUAACUCAGAAUUGAAUGUGACUUCCGAAAUUGAAAACACUCCUGAUUGUGAUUCUAUUGCAAAAGAAAAAAAAGAUAUCUGCGACACCGUGCCUGAAUCUAAUGAUAUUAUCAAUGAUGACAGUCCGAAAUAAGAGCAGAAAAGCAUUUUCAUAAGUUUUUAAUUAUUACGCAAAAAUAUGUAUUUUGUAGAAAGCGCUUCAUUGAAAUAUUUUAUUACUAAAAUAGUAAUCAAAUUCAAGCGUUUAAUUUAGCUUAAACUUAAGUUUGUGUGAACUUUUCGUUACUUGGUAAUUCCUUAGUAAAGUUUUCGAGAACCAAUAAAAUGAAUUUAAC
Molecule: messenger RNA, 1108 nt
Organism: Chilo suppressalis (striped riceborer)
Lineage: Eukaryota; Metazoa; Arthropoda; Insecta; Lepidoptera; Crambidae
Source: the annotation of a GenBank genome assembly